This is a messenger RNA of Perkinsus marinus ATCC 50983, 186 nucleotides long. RefSeq lists its product as hypothetical. The record is from RefSeq and is a predicted model, not a curated record. Bases 1 to 186 code for a protein of 61 amino acids. Lineage: Eukaryota; Perkinsozoa; Perkinsida; Perkinsidae. The transcript has 3 exons.
AUGUGUUUUAAGGACCAUGAUAAUAAGAAAAGGGAUACUAAGGUGUUGAUAUUUACAUCUGGGAAGAAAUCGGUUGAUAAUUUGGUCGGGUGCUUAAGGCAAAUUGGGUGGCCAGCGGUGGGGAUACAUUCUGGAAAGGAACAAGCGGAGAGGGAAUGGAUUUUCGAUCAAUUUAAGGUCGAUUGA